AUGUAAGAGUUGCUGAUAAAGUUAUUCAAUAUUGUAAUAAAAUAAGCAAAUUAAUUAGAUUUGUGAAGAGGAUCAGACAAAAUAGAAGUUUUAUAAAUGCAAUAAUACAUGCGAAUAGUUAAAAUUAAUUACAGAUAUUAUAAUUAAAAAGUAAUCAGAAUUCUUAAGUUUGGAAAAACAAUUAUAGAAAUAUGAAUCUGAAGUUAGAAAGAACAUUAGAGUAUUCAAAUAUUUUUAAUUUAUAGGAUUAGUAUUUGAUGUAAUAAUAAUAAGAUGAUUUAUAACAAAAAGUAGAAGAAUUAGAAAAAUCAAGAAAUGAAUUUUUAAGCAAUACCAAGAAUACCAUUAUUGUAAUUAAUCAAUUUAAAUCUUAGAAAUUAAAAAGAGAAAAUGAAGAAUUGUAUUAAAAAUGUAAAUCCUUAACUGCUUAAUUAUAAAAAAUUGAUAAUUAAGUAUAUUCAUUAAUCAUCAAUAUAUUAGUCAAUUAGUAAAUAUUCAACUGUAGAGAAUACAAUUACAAAUAUCACUAAUACACUUGAUUAAACUAAAAUAAGACCAAAAACGAAUACAACACCUUAGAAAUUGAAAACAGAUGUGGAUACUUCUUAAAAAAGAUUAAGUCAAUAACUAAUUAAACCAAAUUAUUUUCAAAAAAAACAAUCAACACAGAUUUCUAUACAAAAUAAACGAUAGUCCUAUUAAUAUAUGGAAAAUUAACUAAAUUUAACAACUAGUAUGUGA
This is a messenger RNA of Paramecium pentaurelia, 741 nucleotides long. The record is from the annotation of a GenBank genome assembly. NCBI's taxonomy places the organism in Eukaryota, Ciliophora, Oligohymenophorea, Peniculida, Parameciidae.